AUUGACAAUCUUAUCACUCCUAUUUAUCUUAUAAUUCUUGUUCUUUAUAUAAUAUUCUAUCUAGCCACUCUAUUUUUUUUAUCUACCUGUCACAAGUUACAUUCCACCACAGAGUAUGUCUGUACUUUCAACUUUCACCAAAAAGUGAUACAAACUUGUUCAUGAACUAGACUAAGAAAAUAAUUAUCAUACCUUUAAAUUAUUUGUUAUUGUCUUGUACCUGUUUUGUAAUUCGUGGAUCAUUCUAUACGUGCUCAUUCAAAUUAAUUUUGGUUUUCUCUUUUCUAUUUAAUUUCUGUCACUUGUAAAAGUUUUUUUUAAUAAUGUCUCCCAUAAAGCUUUAUCAUUUUCCUAUCAGCGCUCCAUCUCGAGGUGCGUUGCUUGCCGCUAGAUCCAUUGGCGUACCGAUUGAAGUGGAGAUAGUAGAUUUAUUUAAGAAAGAGCAACUUAAGGAGAAUUUUCUAAAAUUAAAUCCUCAACACACUGUACCUACACUUGUUGAUGAUGGAUUUGUGUUAUGGGAAAGUCGUGCCAUUGCCUGUUAUUUGGCCGACAAGUAUGGUAAAGAUGACCUACUUUACCCCAAAGACUUGAAACGUCGUGCUUUAGUCAAUCAAAGACUAUACUUUGACAGCUCAUCCUUGUAUGUGAAAAUUAGAGAAAUUUUUCGACCAAUAUUAUUCCUUGGUGAAACAGAAAUAAAGAAACCUUUAAAAGAAGACCUUAAUAUAAUUCUAGGCUUUCUUGAUGGAUUCCUGAGGGAAAGUAAAUGGGUGGCAGGUGAUAAUGUAACAAUUGCAGAUACUGCAAUAUACGCUUCAAUGUCUUGCAUUCUUGCUGUAGGCUGGGAUAUUUCUGAUUUCCCUAAUAUACAACGGUGGGUAAAAAAUUGUGCUACAUUGCCUGGUGCUGCAGAAAAUGAGGAGGGUGCUAAAAUCUAUGGUGAUGCUAUAAAAAAGAAUCUAAAGCAGUGAAACUGUUACAAAAUAUAACAUAAUAUAUUUUUUAUACUUAAUGUUAAACCUUACAAUAUACUUUUAUAAUAAAAGUUUUAAUUAUAGUUGAAAA
Messenger RNA from Galleria mellonella (greater wax moth), 1068 nucleotides. Its product is annotated as glutathione S-transferase 1-like. The record is from RefSeq and is a predicted model, not a curated record. Lineage: Eukaryota; Metazoa; Arthropoda; Insecta; Lepidoptera; Pyralidae. Bases 324 to 974 code for a protein of 216 amino acids. Gene Ontology annotation, molecular function: glutathione transferase activity. The transcript is spliced from 3 exons. Gene Ontology annotation, biological process: glutathione metabolic process.